Messenger RNA from Sorex fumeus (smoky shrew), 1667 nucleotides. RefSeq names its product U3 small nucleolar RNA-associated protein 18 homolog. Gene Ontology annotation, molecular function: protein binding. Gene Ontology annotation, cellular component: Pwp2p-containing subcomplex of 90S preribosome; small-subunit processome. The record is from RefSeq and is a predicted model, not a curated record. NCBI's taxonomy places the organism in Eukaryota, Metazoa, Chordata, Mammalia, Eulipotyphla, Soricidae. Gene Ontology annotation, biological process: rRNA processing.
AUGCCGCCCGAGCGGAGAAGCCGAAGGAAAGCGGGUCGCGGGCCCGGCGCGAAGCCGGAGCGGAAGGUCCGGAAGCGGCCGGAGCCGAGAGCCGGAGAGGGGCCGCGCGGGCCGCCCCGCAAGGCUGCUCCUUCAUCCCCGCGCGAAGCCCCGGCCGGGCCGAGCGCCGCGACCGCUGCAGUCGCCGUCGCGGCGGCGGUGGCGGAGGAGAAGCGGCUCCGGCAGCGGAACCGCCUCACGCUGGAGGAGGACGAGCCGGGCGUGGAGCGGUGCCUGGAGGAGCUGGUGUUCGGCGACGCGGAGGCCGACGAGGACGCGCUGCUGCGGCGGCUGCGGGGCCCGCGGGUUCAAGUUCGGAAGGACUCUGAUGACUCAGAAGUGGAGAAUGAAGCAAAAGAUAAUUUUCCACCUCAGAAGAAGCCAGUUUGGGUGGAUGAGGAAGAUGAAGACGAGGAAAUGGUUGAGAUGAUGAACAAUAGGUUUCGGAAAAACCUGAUGAAAAAUUCCAGUGAGAGUAAACUUUCAAAGGAAAAGCUUGAAGAGCGACUUAAAGAAGAGAAGAUGACUCGUUUAGCUCCGCACAGGAUGAAGAAUUGCCAACCUGCUAAUGCUGAACGUCCUACUUCUGCUCGGAUCUCAUCUGUGCAGUUUCAUCCAGGUGCACAAGUUGUGAUGGUUGCUGGACUAGAUAACUCUGUAUCGUUAUUUCAGGUUGACGGCAAAACGAAUCCUAAAAUCCAGAGCAUCUAUUUGGAAAAGUUUCCGAUCUUUAAGGCUUGUUUUAGUGCUAAUGGAGAAGAGGUUCUGGCUACGAGUACCCAUAGCAAGGUUCUUUAUGUCUAUGAUAUGCUGGCUGGAAAGCUAAUUCCUGUGCAUCAAGUGAGAGGUUUGAAAGAGAAGAUAAUAAGGAGUUUCGAAGUUGCCCCAGAUGGGACCUUCUUGCUCAUAAAUGGUGUUGCGGGAUAUUUGCAUUUGCUGUCAAUGAAGACUAAAGAAUUGACUGGUAGCAUGAAAAUCAACGGGAGGGUUGCAGCAUCCACAUUUUCUUCAGAUAGUAAGAAAAUAUAUGCAUCUUCUGGGGAUGGGGAAGUUUAUGUUUGGGAUGUGAACUCCAGAAAGUGCCUUAACAGAUUUGUUGAUGAAGGCAGUCUCUAUGGAUUGAGCAUUGCUACAUCGAGGAAUGGACAGUACGUUGCUUGUGGUUCUAAUUGUGGAGUGGUAAAUGUCUAUAAUCAAGAAUCUUGUCUCAAAGAAACAAACCCAAAGCCAAUAAAAGCUAUAAUGAACUUGGUUACAGGUGUUACGUCUCUGACCUUUAAUCCUGCUACAGAAAUCUUGGCAAUUGCUUUGGACAAAAUGAAAGAAGCAGUCAGAUUGGUUCACCUUCCUUCCUGUACAGUAUUUUCAAACUUUCCAGUUGUGAAAAAGAAGACUAUUUCUCUUGUUCAUACCAUGGAUUUUUCUCCCAGAAGUGGGUAUUUUGCCAUGGGGAAUGAAAAGGGCAAGGCUCUACUGUAUAGGUUGCACCAUUAUUCAGACUUCUAGAGAAAUUGUUCGAAGUUCAGCUGAGCCACAUGAAAAGAAUAUCCUGAUAAAUCUUAGAAAUUUUACAGAAUGUAUAAUAUGAUUUAUUGGUCCUGUUAUACCUAUUUAAUAGAAUUGUCUUA